Molecule: messenger RNA, 567 nt
Organism: Penicillium malachiteum
Lineage: Eukaryota; Fungi; Ascomycota; Eurotiomycetes; Eurotiales; Aspergillaceae
Product: Allantoin permease
Exons: 2
Coding region: 1-567 (188 amino acids)
Biological process (GO): nucleobase transport; transmembrane transport
Cellular component (GO): plasma membrane
Molecular function (GO): nucleobase transmembrane transporter activity
Source: RefSeq, a predicted model, not a curated record
AUGACUGGAAGUUCCCUGAUAGGACUCGGCUUGACGUGGUGGCAAGCGAUUAUAUCCAUUGUCAUAGGAGAGAUCCUCGCAACCAUCUUUGUGGUCUUGAACUCUAUCCCAGGGGCAUAUUAUCACCAUGGCUUUCAAGCAUGGAUUGGAGGGGAAUGUGUCUAUGUGUGUCUCCAAGCCAUAUGGCCCUCUAUUGAAGGGCGCAUUCCAAACCAUCUUUCUGCCUCAACAGGUACAACGACGGCCCACUUUGUAGCCUACAUAAUUUUCAUGGUCAUCUCGCUGCCCUUCAUUUACAUCCGCCCAUAUAAACUGAGAAGGUUUUUCUAUGGAUCGGCGGCAACUAUCCUCGUGUUUGAAAUUGUUCUCCUUGUCUGGGCUCUUGCAACUAUGGGUGAUAGUGGUUUCGGCUCAACUAUAUCAGAUGCCGGUGCCAGUGGGUCCGGAUGGAAAGUGGCAUUUGGUGUCAUCAGUACCAUCGGUUCUAUUGCAGCAGGAAUCCUCAAUCAAAAGACUAUGCGCGUUUUACGCGUAAACCUACAAAUGCGAUUUGUGGUCAGUUGCUGA